Molecule: messenger RNA, 6886 nt
Organism: Callithrix jacchus (white-tufted-ear marmoset)
Lineage: Eukaryota; Metazoa; Chordata; Mammalia; Primates; Cebidae
Gene: RAB28
Product: RAB28, member RAS oncogene family
Molecular function (GO): GTP binding; GTPase activity
Source: RefSeq, a predicted model, not a curated record
CGCGCGGGGGGCGGGGGCGAGCGCAGCGGGAGGGGAGGCGGGCAAGAUGGCGCCUGGCGAGUGAUUUUCCUCGGAUCCCUCCUGCGGGCGCGGAGACACCGGGGCGGGGGUCCUGCCGCCACUACCUCCCUUCCUCCUCUCCCCCGCCCCCGGAGCCUUCCUCCUUCCCUUACCCCCCUCCACCUCGGGGGGCGGGCCUGGUUCCUGGAACACCAUGUCGGACUCUGAGGAGGAGAGCCAGGACCGGCAACUGAAAAUCGUCUUGCUGGGGGACGGCGCCUCCGGGAAGACCUCUUUAGCCACGUGUUUUGCUCAAGAAACUUUUGGGAAACGGUACAAACAAACUAUAGGACUGGACUUCUUUUUGAGAAGGAUAACAUUGCCAGGAAACUUGAAUGUUACCCUUCAAAUUUGGGAUAUAGGAGGGCAGACAAUAGGAGGCAAAAUGUUGGAUAAAUAUAUCUAUGGAGCACAGGGAAUCCUCUUGGUGUAUGAUAUUACAAAUUAUCAAAGCUUUGAGAAUUUAGAAGAUUGGUAUACUGUGGUGAAGAAAGUGAGUGAGGAGUCAGAAACUCAGCCACUGGUUGCCUUGGUAGGCAAUAAAAUUGAUUUGGAGCAUAUGCGAACAAUAAAACCUGAAAAACACUUACGGUUUUGCCAGGAAAAUGGUUUUAGUAGCCACUUUGUCUCAGCCAAGACAGGAGACUCUGUCUUCCUGUGCUUUCAGAAAGUUGCUGCUGAAAUCCUUGGGAUCAAAUUAAACAAAGCAGAAAUAGAACAGUCACAGGUGUUCCAGUUGCCUGCUGAAAGGGCGCCGGGAUCUGCGUCAUUUCCCGUGCGGUGACCCCCUGCAUCAGCUGAAACAAUGGUGCUGCCCGGGAAUCUCCUGGCCAGCUUAAAAGGGCAACCAGAUGAGUGGAUUUUGUUUGGAGAGCCACCACACCACAGUGCCAGCAAAACAUCCGCGCUGGCUACAACAGCUACGCUGGCCAAAACAGCCGCUCUGGUGACCCAUAGGGCUCCUCUGCCUAGGAAUCUCCUGGUCUGUAGACAAUAAAGAUCCACCUGGAAAUGUGGCAUCUACUUACCCUCUGCGCUUUCACUGAGAGCUGCAAUCCUGAGCUGUUCCUAAAAGGGCCAUCUUGGAUCUUUGAAAUUCUGAAAAAUUUAACAGUUACCUUUCACAAAUUGAUGAGUGUCGGCUCUGACAUACCACUUAAGCACAGCACAUUUCCUGUGUUUUUUUGUGACAGGAAGUUCAGGGAUGAACAUCUGAGGGCUGGUGGCUCAUCAGAAACCCAGACUCUUUUUAUCUGCUCUGAUGUCCCAAGCACAAAGGUUUCAUCCUCAUGCAAAUGGCUUUAAGAUUGUGAGGUGGCUGCCAUCCACUCCAUGUCUGCAUGCCAUGCAACAACAAGGAAGGAGGAAAAGGCGAAGUGUGUUUAUUUGAUAAAAGACACUGUAUUUUUUUCUGUAAUUCAUUUGUUUCUGUAAUGAAUUAUCACAAAACUUAACACCAAACGAGAGCAGCUAAGAACAACACACAUUUAUUAUCUUAUUGUCCUGGAGACAGGAAGUCCUUUGUUAGCAGGGCUGGACUCUCUCUGGAGGCCUUAGGGGAGAAUCUGGUUCCUUGCCUUUCACAGCUCUAGAGACCACACACAUUUGUUGGCUUGUGGACCUUUUGUCUUGAAAGCCAUCAAUAGAUGGUUGAGUCCUUCUCACUUCACAGCACUCUGACUCUGCUUUUGUUGUCACUUCUCUUCUUCUGAGUCUUCUGCCUCCCUUUUCUACUUAUGAAGACUAUUGUGAUUACAUUGGGCCCACCUGGAUAAUCCAGGAAAAUCCCCCUGUGUUCGUCCCUCUGCAUUGCUAAAAAGGGCUACCUGAGGCUGGGUACUUUUAUAAAGAACCAGGGUUUAUUUGGCUCAUUGUUCUGCAGGAUGCACAAACACGGCACCAGCAUCUCCUUGGCUUCUGGUGAGGCCUCAGGAAGGUUCCAAUCAUGGCAGAAGGCAAAGGGGGUGCUCCUGUGUCACAUGGUGACAGAGGGAGCAAGAGAGAAAGGGAGGAGGCAGAUUCUUUUAAACAACCAGAUCCCAAGUAAAUGCAUAGAAAGCUUACUCAUUACUGCAAGGGCAGCACCAAGCAAUUCAUGAGGGAUCCACUCCUAUGACCAAAACACCUCCCACUGGGCCCCACUUCCAACAUCAGAAGUUGCAUUUCAAGAUAAGAUUUGAAAGGAACAGAACAUCAAAACCAUAUCACUCAUCAUUGAAAGAUCCUUACCUUAAUUCCAGCUGCAAAGUCUCUUUUGCCAAGGAAGGUAACAUAUUCACAGGUUCCAGGGAUUAGAAUGUGAACAACAUUGUAAGUCAUUAUUCUGCCUGCCACAGCCACUCUCCCCAGGGACUAUUUUCGAUAUCUCAUGGUCUGGAGGUAUGCUGUCACAAGGCCACUGCUAGUUGCAUGCCAGGCUCGAAUCUCAAGUUUUAGCUUUUAGAGGAAUUUAAAAAAUGUACGUAAGACUUUAAGGGCUGGAAAUGAUAUUUGGGUCACCCAACCAAUAUUGGCUUCUACACUGGGAAAUAAUACAUAGCCAAAUGGGUCUAACCCCAAAGUCUGCUGCUUGACUCAAUGGAAUUGUGUUUUAGAAAUAGACUAUUAUCCCAAAUUAAUAAUUGUUGGGUUUACUGUACCGAAGGUUAUUGCUCACGCAUUCUUCUUUUCUUCCCCUCCUCUCUUCCCCUCUCUUCUCUUGCCCUCACCUCCUUUCUCCUCUCCUCUACUUCUGUGAGCCUACAAGUUUUCCACCCUGUCUUCUGGCUUGUAGUAGACUAAAGAGAUGCGUUUCUAUGCUUACUUUUGUAUUUGACACAGGGUGGUGGAAUGUUGUUCACUAUCCCUUCAAAUCAUGGAACAGGGAAUCAAAUGCAGCAUUUUGACCCGUUGUCCUCAUCAUUCCACAAUUUAUCAUGUUGAAAAAUUUAUCCCACAUGACUCUUCUGCCUAUUUUUCAAUUGUUAGAUAUUGUAAUGGAGAGGGCAUUGGGUAAAGGUUAAGGCAGCCUCAGACGACUGAUAGUCAGGUAUGUUGACUUAAGCAGUAGAAUUACCUACAGGGAGGAAGAACUUUAUGGUUCAGAGUGAUAAAAUAGCUCCUCACUGGCUUUGCCAUGGUACCUAAAUUUUUCAACAUCAUGGGAAGUAUGGCAUGUUGUUAAUACAUGACAGGAAAUAUGACAUAUUAUUAUUAAAAGACCUUUUGAUUUCCAACUUGGCUACUGUAAAGAGGAGAGAAUCUAAAUGAAACUGGUCUUGUGGUGUCACUUAGGUAAGUCUCCAAUAGGAAAGCAGUGGAAAUUUGAACAAGAACCAGAUAAAUUUGUUUUGUGUUCCAUAGAAGUGUUGGCAAUAUUUACUAUGCCAUUCAAUGUCCCUUUUAUAAAAAGGUGAGGCGUUUUAGAAUUUACUGCCCACAAAAGCUUUGUUCCAGAAACAUAGGUGUAGAUAUUGAAAACACAAGGUGGUUUGGUUCCUCUCUUGGCAUCUCUAUAUAGUGCUAAGGUUCAAGGAGGCCUGGAAAGAAUUUUCAAGGAAGACAUAUUAUAGACCAAGAACUUCCGUUUCAAGCCUCUCUAAACAAGGCUUCAUAAACACAAGGAGUGAUGUGAGGGGUUUUUGCUGUCGCUUCUCUUUCUUAUAAACCACAUGUGCUGCAUAUAAGAAGCCAGCCUCUGUGAGAGAGAACUGAACAGGAUAAGAAGUUUGUUGACAAAAUACCUGCCCCCUGAAGUAGGAUCCCAGUCUCUAAUGGUGCCUCCAAGCACUCAAGACAGCAGCGGCUUAACAUUUUGACAUUGUUGUCUAAUUUUUCUUUGUCUCUUCCUGUUCUCUGCUGCUUGGUGGUAGCCUGGGUUGCACAGGAUCAUGUGAGUUCACUUAGUCACGUCUGCAAAUGAGAGCCUUCGAAGUGUAAACUUUAUUCUUCAUUGUGAUUUAAAUCACAUCUUGGUGACAGGGCAUCCAUCUCAACAAAUGGCAUAGGGCCAGCAAAAGUCAAAGACUUAAGCAACGUGCAUGAUCAUUGUUUAAAGACAUGUCAAAAGGAAGAGAACUACAUUUAAAAAUUUUUGGUAUAUACAUAACAUUUACUAUUUUAACUGUUUUUAAGUAUGUAGUUCAGUGGCAUUAAGUGUAUUCAAAUCCACUGCUGUUCAACCAUCACCACCGUUUAUCUGCAGAACCUUUUCAGUUUCCCAAACUGAAACUCUGUCCCCAUUGUACACUAGCUUUCCAUUUCCUUCUCGUCAGCUUCUGGCAACUACCAUUCAGCACCAUCCUUUCUGUCUCUAGGAAUUUGAUUACUCUAGGUACCUCAAAGUACGUGGAAUUAUAUUAGAUUUGUCCUUUUGGGUCUGGUGUAACUUCACUUAGCAUAAUGUUUUCAAGGUUCAUUCACAUUGCAACACGUGUCAGACUCCCAUUUCUUUUUAUGGAUAAACGAUACUUCAUUGCAUCUGCUGUGAUGUAGAAUCUCAUUGUGGUUUUGUCUUGUAUUUACCUAAUCAUUAGGGAUGUUGAACAUCUUUUCUUGUGCUUAUUGGCCACUUGUAUGUCUUCUCUGGAGAAAUGUCCAUUCUGUUCUUUGCCUGUUUUUUAGCUGGUUUGUUUGUUUUUUGUUUUUAGUUGUAUAAAGUACAGAUUCUUGGAUUACAGACCAUGUAACAAUAAUAACCAUGACUUGUAGCCUAUUAAUUAACCAGCAAACUGGCCUAUCCACCCUUCCCUCAUUUCAAGCCCAAGGUUUUAAAGUAUCAUUUAUAUCAAUGUGUAUCUGCAAUCUCAUUUCAACACCUUGCCAAUCAUCAGGUGUUUCUGUAAAAAGGCAUCUGUACAAACUGUAGCAUCUGUUUAGAAGUAGGGAAUCCAGAGAGGGAAUCCAUACCACCAUCACCACUUACUGGUACUAGGGUGUUGGAAGUCUGGCAGCUGGUCUCAGUUUGAAUAUUUAAUAUCAAUUUGGACAGUGGACCUGAAACACCAGAACCCAACCCAAGAUUUCCAUGUUCUAAUGAUCUUCCAACCAUGCUUGUGCUAAGCUCUACUCAGCUUCCCUUAAUGGCACUUCGGUUCUGCAGGCUGUACCAUUUUGAGGGAAAGCAGGGUGGCUCUCUGCAUAAAAUGCCAUGGGAUAUGAAAAGUAAAGCAGCUUUGUCUGCUUUACCAGGGGAAAGCUCCAGACUUUCUCAGGUAUCCCUCCAAGUUUUCCAAAUAGUUGUGAGAAUCCUGAGAAGCAGGUACAUCUUGUGUUCUCUUAGAAACUGUUCUCUUAGAAUUGUUGAGUUCACCUUGUACCUCUAACACUCUCUAUUUCUAGAGCAGCAUGUCUUCUGGAAAGUGUCUGCCCAAGCUUUCACGACAGCUGGUAAUACCACCAGUGCCUGCAUCAAGGCUGCAGAGACUGGUCACAAACACAUGUUGCCUAGGUCAUUGGCUUCAACGUUGCUGACACCUUGCACUUAACUUGUCAUAUUCUUCUAACUUGUAUUGCUCUUUUAUAGCAUCCCCCUUACCAUAAUCAGGCCUGAGCCCUGUGUCCAUGAUCUAGGGGCUAUCUGAUAACACGAGUGACCUUUAGAGCCACCCUACUGAUGCGAACACAUUGCUGUCUGUCCAAAGUUGUAAAAAGGAGUGUGCAGUGCCUAGGGUGAGUUUUCCCAAAUGAGGAUACUCUUAUUUUCUUCCAUAUUAAAAGAUAUUCUGUUGAGUCCACAUUCUUCCUCCAUCAUUACCAUCUAUGAAUACAUCUCAGGGUGAGCACACAGACUGGGAUCCUACUCUAUGAUUUUGAAAAAAAAAAAAAAAAAAAACACUAUAUUUCAGCUACAGUUAUUCAUCCACUCAUUUUUCUCUUGAGAUGAAUCUAGCACAAAAGCACUUCCAUGUUUUAAAUAUAAAAAUCUAAGUUUUAUUUAUCCAAUGAGAAUAUUCCAACAUAUUCUGGCAUUUCAUCAUAAAAUUCUUUGCUUUGCUUUUUAAUAGGUUUACAUAUACAUAUUAACACAUUCAUCUCCAAAUCCUCCUAGGGAGAUUGCUGAACUAGAGGAUUGAAUUGAGAUUGGAGACUUCCUGGAAUAAAUAAAAGCGUAGCUACUAAAGGGUAAUAUGAUACAUUUAUUAUUCUGCGAGGCUCCUCUGCAUACUAUUCUAACACACUCCCUGGGUGAAUAAGAAACCCAACCUAGUCUUUAUAACACUGGGACUCACAGAUGGUGGAUGGGAAAGGUGCUGUGUACAUAGAAAAAGUAUUUUAUUUUUUCGAUUGGCUUUAAAUUGUAUUGCAGUCGAGAAUGGGAGAAGCACCUAUGGUUAAUUUAACAGAUCCAUUAGUGAAAGGACCUUUAGAAAUCUGUCAAAACUUUUUAUUAUAUAAAAAGAGAAAUUUCUCAGAUGGGAAAAAUGACUUGCUCGAACUCAAAUCAUAAGAGCCAAAUGUCACUUGUUCAUCAUCUCGUGGCCAAACAACUUUAUGCAGGCUGUUCUGAAUCACAGUUAUUAUCCUCGGACUGUUUGUUAAUGGUUGUUACUGACUAUUAACGGUCUGUGAUAUUUACCUUCCAAGAGACUAACAUUUUAACAUGUAAAAGAACCUUGUACCAUAGGAAGAAGAAAGUUUUGAGGGUAAAAUCAACCCUAAGGCCACCAAGUAAACUCAAUGUGCAGGGGUUCUUCACCUGAGGUCCUUAGAAGGGCUUUAACCUGCCGGGCGUGGUGGCUCACGCCUGUAAUCCCAUCACUUUGGUAGGCCAAGGUGGGCAGAUCACCUGAGAUCAGGUGUUUGAGACCAGCCUGGACAACAUGGUGAAACCCCGUCUCUACUAAAA